AUGGCAGAGGCGGGGCAAGGGGUGGAGCAUAGCAAUAGGUGGCGUCGUAAAAAACAGCAUUCUGGAGGCGAUUCGUGGUCUCUUUGGCACCGAACGAGUGGGAUGCUUACUCGGAUAUUAAACCUGUUAUGUAUUCUUCAACUAAUCCUUGCUACACAACAACUACAGCAAGAACUGAGUCCUUAUGACAUCGAAUUCUGGGAUAACAUCGCAAAAGAAAAUAUUGGGCGAAGGUUGCAAAUGAAUCCACAUCUAUUGAAAGCAAAGAAACCAAAAAAUGUGAUCCUAUUCAUUGGUGACGGUAUGGGCAUCUCAACAGUAGCCAGUGCUAGAAUCAAUAAAAACCAGAUGGCAGGAAAUUCUUACCUGAACGAACCGUUAUUUUUUGAAAAAUUCCGCUCAGGAGGAUUGGUUAAGACGAGCUCGUUCAGUCACCAUGUCACAGAUUCGGCAGCUGGAGCAACGGCGCUGGUCACAGGUAGAAAGGUGGACUCGAGCACUUUGGGUUUAAUGCCCAAAUCUGGAACCAACUGCACCGUUGAAAGAAAUCUCCACAUUACAGACGGGAUUGUGGAAGGCGCUUUACAAAAAGGGAUAGCUGUUGGAUUUGUAACUACAACCCGAAUCACACACGCUACACCAGGAGCGCUUUAUGCGAAGGGGAUACGAAGAGAGAUCGAAUAUGAUGGCGCAGCGAACAAAUCUGGAAUUUUAGGUUGCACUGACAUCGCAAAACAACUCCUUUCUUACCCGGCGUCUGAGUUCAAGGUGAUGAUGGGUGGAGGAGCGAACUUCCUAUUGGACAAAUCUCGAGGAGGAAUGCGUGAAGAUGGAAUGAAUGUUGACCUUGAAUGGAGUAAACUAGGUGGAAGUAGACGAGUGAUAAGUACUAAGGAUGAUCUACACGCACUAAGAGCAAGUGACGAGAAGUUGCUAGGUAUUUUCACCGGUUCGCACUUUCCUAUGUAUCUGAAGGAACAAUUAGAAGGAAAGAAGACAGUUCCACGACUUGUGGAAAUGACGAAAAAAGCAAUCGAACAGCUUCAACACGAUGAGGAAGGAUUUUUCCUAAUGGUUGAAGGUGGUAACAUCGACAUUGCGGAGCACGCAAAUCAGAUGCACCUUGCGUUUGCUGAAUUGUACGAGUUCGAAGAAGCUAUUCGAAAGGCAAGAGAGAUGACUGAUCCCUUAGAGACGCUAAUUAUCGUCACCGCAGAUCAUGGUCAUGCUGUCACCUUACCCGGCUAUUUGCCCGUUGAGAAGAGCAUCUUCAGCAGCGAUGUAUCUACGGGUCUUAAUGGAAAUCAUGGACAGAAAUUUGAAGUACCUGGCAUAUUCUUUGCGACAGGACCAGGAUUUCGUGGUGGUUUCUCAUCUGAUGGCCAUGUUGAUGAAGAAAAGAGCGCUCAUCCACUAUACACCCACCCAACUGCUGUUCCAAAUAUUUAUGGAGCCCAUGGAGGCGAGGAUGUUGGUAUAUGGGCCGAUGGUCCACUGGCUGAUCUGUUUUCGUCAUCAUUGGAGAAUACUGAGGUGGCCUACCUCAUCAAGUUCCUGCUGUGCACGGGCAACACGAACCAUACUUUUUGCGAAAUCUCGUCGCAGGGCGAAAACUUAGAGAGGAAAGGCUUCAUGACAGGUUUUGUGGAAAGCAUAGGCACAGAAGGUUUGGUCAUCUCGGCGAUUUUUCUACUAGCUGUUACCGUUCUGUCGCUGCUGACAACAGUUUUUGUCACCUUAUUACAUUUCCAACAGAACCGACGCUGCCUACGACACUUAAAUUGCAAUAGUGAGACCACCCUUGUGAAAUCUCCUUUGUAG
Necator americanus (New World hookworm) is the source of this 1821-nucleotide messenger RNA. RefSeq lists its product as uncharacterized. Bases 1 to 1821 code for a protein of 606 amino acids. The record is from RefSeq and is a predicted model, not a curated record. The transcript has 17 exons. Gene Ontology annotation, molecular function: alkaline phosphatase activity. Lineage: Eukaryota; Metazoa; Nematoda; Chromadorea; Rhabditida; Ancylostomatidae. Gene Ontology annotation, biological process: dephosphorylation.